Anolis sagrei ordinatus is the source of this 2130-nucleotide messenger RNA. RefSeq names its product kelch like family member 41 (gene KLHL41). NCBI's taxonomy places the organism in Eukaryota, Metazoa, Chordata, Lepidosauria, Squamata, Anolidae. Gene Ontology annotation, molecular function: protein binding. The record is from RefSeq and is a predicted model, not a curated record.
ACUGAUCUGCCUUUUCUAGGCAGACCUAAGUACCAACAAGAGGGCUCUCUCCCUUAGCUCCUUGUCCAGAUCUCCACAAAAUGGAUUCUCAAAGAGAACUCACUGAAGAGCUUCGACUUUAUCAAUCCACUCUUCUGCAAGAUGGCCUCAGGGAGCUUUUGGAAGAGAAAAGGUUUGUCGAUUGCUCCCUUAAAGCUGGGGAUAAAAGCCUUCCGUGCCACAGACUGAUUCUGUCGGCCUGUAGUCCUUAUUUCCGGGAGUACUUCUUAUCUGAGCAAAGUGAGGAGAAAAAGAAAGAGGUAGUCCUUGACAAUGUUGACCCUCUCACCCUUGACAUGAUUGUGAAGUACCUUUAUUCUGCCAGCAUUGACCUCAACGAUUCAAACGUUCAAGAUAUUUUUGCCUUGGCGAGCCGCUUUCAAAUCCCCUCUGUGUUCACCGUGUGUGUUUCCUAUCUUCAGAAAAGGCUUGCUGUAGGUAACUGCUUGGCCAUCCUCAGGCUGGGUAUCCUCCUCGACUGCCCAAGACUUGCACUUUCUGCCCGUGAUUUUGUGUCAGACCACUUUGUGAAGAUUUGCAAAGAAGAGGAUUUCAUACAGCUUGCCCCCCAUGAACUCAUCUCGAUUAUUUCACAAGAUGGCUUGAACGUUGAAAAGGAGGAAGUGGUUUUCGAAGCCGUAAUGAGGUGGGUGAAGAAAGAUAAAGAAAACAGAAUGAAGACUCUUGUAGAGAUCUUUGACUGUAUCCGUUUUCGGCUGAUGGAUGAGAAAUACUUCAAGGAGCAUGUUGAAAAAGAUGAUAUAAUCAAAACUAACCCUGAUCUUUCCAAAAAGAUCAAGUUGAUAAAAGAUGCAUUCACUGGGAAAAUGCCUGAACCGACCAAAGGUGCGGGAAAGUCAGCCCAAGGAGAGGUUAAUGGUGAUGUCGGGGAUGAGGACUUACUCCCUGGUUGUCUGAAUGAUAUUCCAAGGCAUGGAAUGUUUACCAAAGAUCUCAUUCUUCUCAUCAAUGAUACAGCUUCUGUGGCAUAUGAUCCUACAGAAAAUGAAUGUUACCUGGUAGCCCUGUCAGAACAGAUUCCUAGAAAUCAUUCCAGCAUUGUCACAAAACAGAAGCAGGUCUAUGUGGUGGGAGGACUGUACGUGGAUGAAGAGAACAAGGAAGCCCCUUUCCAGUCAUACUUUUUCCAGUUGGAUACCAUCACUUCUGAAUGGGCUGGCCUUCCUCCACUGCCAUCAGCCAGAUGCCUUUUUGGAUUAGGAGAAUCAGAAAACAAAAUCUACGUUAUUGCAGGCAAAGAUCUCCAAACUGAAGAAUCCCUGGAUUCUGUAUUAUGCUACGACGCCACAGCAGUCAAAUGGAGUGAGGUCAAGAAGCUUCCACUUAAAGUCUAUGGCCAUGCUACAGCUUCACACAAUGGAGCUAUAUAUUGUCUUGGAGGAAAAACUGAUGAUAAAAAAUGUACUAACAGAGUAUUCAUCUACAAUUCCAAGAGAGGAGACUGGCGUGACCUUCCUCCCAUGAAAGUGGCUCGCUCUAUGUUUGGUGUUGCUAUUCAUAAAGGCAAAAUUGUGAUUGCAGGGGGCGUUACCGAAGAGGGCCUCUCAGCUUCCGUUGAGGCAUUUGAUCUCACCACUAACAAAUGGGAAGUUAUGCCAGAGUUCCCACAGGAGAGAAGCUCUAUUGGUUUAGUUGAAUUAUCUGGCUCCUUGUAUGCUAUUGGUGGUUUUGCCAUGGUUCAACUCGAAACAAAGGAAUUUGCACCCAAUGAAGUCAAUGAUAUCUGGAAAUAUGAUGAUGAGAAGAAAGAAUGGUGUGGCAUGCUGAAAGAAAUCCGUUAUGCUUCUGGAGCCUCCUGUCUUUCUGUUGGCCUGAAUAUGUUUAAAUUGUCAAAGCUGUAAACCAAAAGACUCACUGACUAAAAAUGAGGAUAUUGUUGCCUCUUGUUGUGUAAACCUGCCCUGUACAGACUCUGAUAAGUAACUGUAUUGACUGAACUGUUAAUAUAUCUGUCCACCAUGUGUAUUAACCUCUGUAGGUGUAAACUCCCACUCUGUUUUUACUAACAGUUUGAAUUUGAAGUAAAUUCUGCUGUAACAAUGAAUAAAAUCGAAUAUGUCUAAAAAUCAA